Molecule: messenger RNA, 1377 nt
Organism: Plenodomus lingam JN3
Lineage: Eukaryota; Fungi; Ascomycota; Dothideomycetes; Pleosporales; Leptosphaeriaceae
Biological process (GO): D-serine catabolic process
Molecular function (GO): D-serine ammonia-lyase activity
Source: RefSeq, a predicted model, not a curated record
AUGGCGUCUCUCCACAAUUAUCCACUAGCGCCGCUUGAUGAGCUCAAAUCACAGUUUGUUGGGCAAAACAUUGAGUAUCUGGACACACCAGCUAUACUACUGGACCGCGCGAUCCUCAAGAAGAACUGUGAUGCCAUGCUGAACGUCUGUUCCGAGCUGGGUGUGGGCUUCCGUGCGCAUGUGAAGAGCCAUAAGACACUGGAGCUUUCAAAGCUGCAAGUAGGCGAGACAGGACCCGCAAAUUUCAUUGUGAGUACUGUCAUCGAGGCCGAACGAUUGGCAGCAUGUCUGGCAGAGUUUCAGAGCCGGGGCAGGGAAGCAAGUGUCCUCUAUGGCGUACCAGUCCCCCAGUCUGCGAUCUCCCGACUCAUCAAGGUAGCGGACAGCCUUGCCCCACGAUCUGUGAACAUCAUCAUCGACAACAAGGAUGCUUUCCUCCAGUUUCACCAACGUUUGAUUGAAAGUAAAAGCGCCAUCGAGAUAGGCGUCUUUGUUAAGAUCGACACGGGGUACCAACGUGCUGGCAUCAAAACAUCCUCUCCCGACUUCAGUAGCCUGUUGACCACCAUUGCCAGCAAAAAGUCGAGCCCUGGUACAUAUUUGAAGGGUUUCUACUCGCACUUUGGUCAUUCGUAUGCCGGCAACUCAGAAGAUGACGCAGCGAAUGGGUUGAUUGAGGAGCUUAUUGGCCUUGAAGCCGCCAUCACAGCUGUGCCAUCGUCACACAGCGAGAAAUUGAUUUUGAGUGUGGGCGCAACGCCCACGGCGACAGCAGCACAGAAUCUGCUGUCUAGCACCACAAUCGCCUCGCAGAACUUCCGCUCUGUUCUAGCAAGGCUCAAGGAGAAAAAUCGCGUGGAAUUACAUGCAGGAGUCUACCCACUUCUUGACUGCCAACAAGUCGCUACACAUGCCCGGCCCUCCUCUGGCCAAGCCUCUCCAUCCUUUCAACCGCUUUCGUUGGACAACAUUGCCAUCACAAUGCUCGUCGAAGUCACAAGUGUCUACGAGGAGCGUGAGAAGCCGGAGGCACUCGUCUCGGCUGGUUCCCUAGCCAUGGGACGGGAGCCAUGCAAGAGCUACCCUGGAUGGGGAAUCGUCACAAAUACUCUGGGCAAUGCGAAUACGAAGAGUGUCUACAAUGAGCAAGAGGGAAAGACGGGUUGGAUCGUGGGACGAAUCAGUCAGGAGCAUGGUAUUCUGACAUGGGAAGGCGAUGCGUCCCAAUGCAAUCCCCUGGGCAUCGGCGACAAAGUCUCCAUCUGGCCAAACCAUGCAUGUGUUGCGGGAGCAGGGUUCGGAUGGUAUCUCAUUACUGAUUCCGGCCAGGAUGGAAAGAAAGUCGUCGAUGUUUGGGUGCGAUGGCGUGGGUGGUAG